This is a messenger RNA of Micropterus dolomieu (smallmouth bass), 3023 nucleotides long. It is a transcript of the gene ptprr, whose product is annotated as protein tyrosine phosphatase receptor type R. Gene Ontology annotation, molecular function: protein tyrosine phosphatase activity. The coding region runs from base 163 to 2013 and encodes 616 amino acids. The record is from RefSeq and is a predicted model, not a curated record. The transcript is spliced from 15 exons. NCBI's taxonomy places the organism in Eukaryota, Metazoa, Chordata, Actinopteri, Centrarchiformes, Centrarchidae. Gene Ontology annotation, biological process: protein dephosphorylation.
CUUCUUCUCUCCUCAGAAUCCGCUUCCGGUGAUCACGAGUUUCGGCUCUUCCCUUUUCGCCGCUCUAGUCGUCUCCAUCCGCCUCUGCACCCCCAGCACGAGUCCCACCGCCUCCACCUCCACCAUCACCUUCAUCAGCACCCUGCCAGGUUAGACAAAGAGAUGCCAGCCGCCCUCCUGGGGUCUCGCUUCCGUCAGGAGCCCGGGGGUCAGCGAACCCUCAACCUGCUGGCGCGGCCCCAUCACGAGGUGCCACCGGAGCACGCUGUCGUGUCUGCACGCCAUCUGGUUACCGUGUACCUGGCCGUGGAUGUGAGGAGGCUGAACGCCAGUCUUCUUCGGUGGUUCCGCGAAGGUGUAGCGGCGGCGCUGGGCGUUCCCACAGGACACGUGCACAUCAACCGGCUGAAUGAGGAGAAGAAUGGCAUCGAGCUCUUCGUGUCCUCUGAUGGGUUGGGGAUCUCUGAGCCCCGCCCUGCUGAAGAGGUCAUCCAAUCACUGAACGUCAGGGUCCUUCACCGCCACUUGGGACACUUCGGCAUCACUGAAGUCGCAACUGAGAAGAACGUCCUGCAGGGCGGGCAGAGGGAUCACGUGUGGAGCAGAGAAGGUUUUUACGCUGUCGUCCUCUUCUUCACCAUCUUCGUCAUCGUCAUCACCUGCUUGAUGGUUUUGUACCGACUUAAGGAAAAGGUUCAGGUUUCUGACAGACAGCUGAAAGCUCCGCCCCCUGACCGCCACCUGACCCCGACUGUCCCUCCAGACCCCACCCAGAGGUUAAAGGGCACCAAGGCUGUGACGUCAGGAAGCAUGGUCCAAGCUGAGCUCCCUCCAACUGUCGCCACGCCCAUUCCCCAGCAGCAGCCAAUCGUAGCCUGCCGCCGCCUCGCCCCUCCUGUAGUCCCUCUGCCCAGCCCCGCCCUUGUCCCUGUUGUCAACGACCACGCCCACCUGGCCAGUUUUGCCCCGACGACAGCCAAUAACGAGCUCAAGCCCUGCCCCUCCCCCUUCAGGAUGAAACCUGCUGCAGGGCUGCAAGAAAGACGUGGCUCUAACGUCUCUCUGGUGUUGGACAUGUCGGCUCUCGGCGCAGUGGAGCCCCUUAACGUUACUGUGGUGACCCCCAGAGAGGCGGCGGCCAGGGAGUACCUGCUGGCCGCCGGCCGGCCCCUGGCCCGGCAGCAGCUCCGCGACAUCGUCAACAACACACACAAGCUGCACGCUGAGUUCGCUGAAAUCCCCAUGAAUUUCAUCGAUCCCAAAGAUCUGGACAUCCCAAACUACGGACCCAAGAACAGAUACAAGACCAUACUUCCCAACCCUCAUUCCAGAGUGAUCCUGAAGUCGAAGAGCUGCAACGACCUGCUGAGCUCCUACAUCAAUGCUAACUACAUACGGGGUUACCUAGGCGACGAGAAGGCGUUCAUCGCCACCCAGGGUCCCAUGGUGAACACGGUGAACGACUUCUGGCAGAUGGCCUGGCAGGAGGAGUCCCCCGUCAUCGUCAUGAUCACCAAACUGAAGGAGAAGAAUGAGAAGUGUGUUCUGUAUUGGCCUGAAAAGAGGGGAAUCUAUGGGAAGGUCGAAGUGUUGGUCAACAGCGUCAGAGAGUGUGAACAUUACACCGCUCGCAGCCUUACAUUAAAGUGUGGGAAUCAAACCCGCAUGCUGCAGCAUUACUGGUACACAUCAUGGCCCGACCACAAAACCCCCGACUCGGCGAUGCCGCUACUGCAGCUCAUGACAGACGUUGAGACGGACAGACGGACGGCUGCCGCCAUGGGACCCGUUAUCGUCCAUUGCAGCGCCGGGAUUGGCCGGACAGGGUGCUUCAUCGCUACAACGAUAGGCUGUCGACAGCUGCAGCUGGAGGGAGUGGUGGAUGUUCUGAGCAUCACCUGCCGGCUCAGAGCUGACAGAGGAGGGAUGAUCCAGACAGGUGAGCAGUACGAGUUCGUCCAUCACGCCUUGAGCCUGUACGAGACCCGCCUAUCUGCAGAAACAGGCCAAUGAGUGUGCGCCGCCACAGGAGGUGUCGACCUAAACCUGGAUGUGUUGUCAUAGUGAGUCCUUUAGCAGGUAUGAUCCCUGAGAUUUGGAAGUUCUCUUGAGAUUAGAAACAACUGGAAGAGGUCUUUUUAAGUUUAAUGGACAACAUGGACAACCAAUGAGUUGUGGGUGGAGCCUAUUGAAGGAAAGAGGAAAGGUACAUUUCUGGAAAUGAAAUAUAUCCGUUCUUCUCUGCUGUUUCUUCAUGUGUUGUUGGUGGGUGGUUCUCCAGAAGAACUGGAAAGACCCGCCCACUUCACUUCUCUCAACCAACUGACUGCUGGAUCGUGACGUUUUUAACUAACCAGAUUGUCCUGUUACCUCUUUUCUGUCAAGGAGACGUAGAAAUAGUUUGACUGAAAUUGAUGGUACUUUGUUUAAUAACACUGUUGUGUUUGUGUCUUUUUAGAUUUAAAAAUUAUUUUUUAAUGUGGGGUUCUUAUAAGAAAGGCAAUCACAAAUUGACUGUUAGCUGGUUGCACCUUUCUGUUAAGCUACGAUACAACUGUUGAACAAACCCUUCCAGCCUCCCUUUGUGACAUCCACACUCCGUACGAUACUCCGUGAUUCUGCCACGUUACAUUACCCACCUUCAAACCUUUGGGGAAGUCGAACAUUAAUUUUGACCUUUUAUCCUGAGGCGGGUUGUAUCAUCAAAGUUAUUUCAUCAUCAUCUCUUAAUUGUUAGAACUUCAUUUUAAAUGGCAUAUGUCAGAAAACCUUCAGCUCAAGUAACCUGAAAAGUUAGCUUGACAACUAGCCAGCAGAAACAUUUAGCAAACACAUUUAUUUUUUUAUGUUUUUAUGUUAACGUUACUUUCUGUUUAACCAGACAGUGUUGAGUAGGUGAGUCAAUGCUAUGGUUAGCAAGCUAACUAACUGACAUUAUCUUAAAACCCAUUUCAUUUGUAACCAAGACUAAUAAAAGUACAACUUUUGUGAUGCGAAUGAUUAAACCAACUUUAUAAUCUUUA